GGAACCUGCUGGGAGAUCAAAGGACAGAUGAAUUCGUGAAUGUGUUGUGCUCUCACUUACAGGCUGGCACCAAACCGGAGGCCACAUCGGAAGAGGUGGAGGAACUCCUCAAGAUCUGGGACAGGUUGAAGGUCGAAAACGAUAACGUGGUGGUGGCGAUAGACGGACGGAAAGUGCCUUUUGUUCCACCAAAUCAGCGAGAACGUGUGAUGCGUAUAACUCAUGAUGGCGCCCAUAUGGGAUUCGAGCGGGUCUUUGAAUUGCUGCGGAGGCGAGUGUUUUGGCCAACCAUGAGGAAGGACGUCGCGGCAUACAUUCGGGGUGCCCAAACUGCCAAACGAGUCGGGAGAUGGAGUCCCCGAGACCGCCGAUGCGAUCGAUGGAGGUUGGUGAGCCACUUCAGUGUUGGGGACUGGACGUCUUUGGGCCCUUACCAGUGAGUCGAACAGGAAACAGAUACAUUCUAGUGAUGAUUGACCACUUCACUCGAUGGGUGGAAGCCAUACCAAUCAAGGACCAAACAGGCGAGACAGUGUCGCAAGUAUUCGAAUUCAAUGUGCCUGCAAGGUAUGGGAUCCCACAGUGUAUCAUCACGGACCAAGGGCCCUGCUUCGAGUCAAAAGCGUUUAAGGCAGUGUUGGACAAGUGGGGCAUCCAGAGACGGCGAACUUCACCGUACCACCCACAAACCAACGGCAUGACCGAGCGGUUCAACCGGACAUUGAAGACGUGGAUAAACUGCACGAAGUUGGCAUGGGAAGAUGCUUUGCCUCAGGUUCUGAUCGCGUAUCGGACCAGCAUGCAAUCAACCACCAAGGUCGCGCCAUUCGAAUUACUGUUCGGCAGAGAACCACGGAUUGCGCUCGAUACUUGCCUACCGAACCAGGGCGAGCGGGAACAUCCAGCUGGGCAUCAAGAGCGACUGCGAGGGAAAGCUAGAAGCGAAACCAAAGCUCGACAAGCGCGGAAUAAGCGAAAUUACGACGCCAGGCAUGAGGCUCACAAGUGGAGGCCAUUCAGGAUUGGAGAACAAGUCAAGUUACGGAACAACGAUCGGCCGGAUCAUGACGGGCCGGGCGCAAGCAAGUUCAGAGAACGCUGGAAAGGCCCCUACACCAUUAUCGACCAGAAAGCGGGCAACUUCUUAAUCGACUGCGGAGGAAUGAAACGUUGGGUGAAUGCUGCUCUCCUGCGACCAUGGUACGAGAGGAAGAAAGGUCCUCGAGGAGGGGCGGGUGUAGAGGGGCCGCUUCCAAGAAUGCUUCGGGGGAGCUCUUCGGAGCUAGCUGAGAGCGGAUCGAGAAGGACGGCUAGCGACGAGCCUGGGCCCGGAACUACGGAGCGGGAAUAUGUGGACAGCGCAAUAAAUCAGACAUAUACGCCGCUAGCGCAGCCCACAGGACCGACGCCGAGCCGAUUGACACAGCCCAGAACAAGCAAGUCGAGAGCUCUCGAACGACUCCUGGCCGAUCCAAAUCGGGUACAGAGAAGUGGGGAUCGAGGCGAAAACAGGAAGGCGGAUCUUCCAAGUCAGAGCUCCCGAGGCGAAAGGACUGGCUCGUCUCUAACAUCCGUACCUGUGUUGCGUUGUGGGACGGAAAUCUAGUCGAUAUUCGAUGGCGCGCGCGAGACCCUCAUGUGCCCAUUUUCGGUGUGCAAUAAACGUCUACCCCCCUGUCGUGUCGUUUUCGCUACACUGGUGCCGUGACCAUUCGCGAUGGAGUUGACCCGGUUGGAGCAAUUUGCGGCCGGUGACGUGGAGGCUUGGCUCGAUGAGUUCGACGGAAUUGCGGCUUGUGCGGGUGUGAGGGGGAUGCAAAUUUGCUAAUUGCUUUGGGCACACGGUUGAGUGGACGAGCCAAGGCGGUGUAUCUGCUCACUCGAAAAGCCAAACCCAGCUGUUCGUUCGCUGAGAUGAGGGCCGCCUUGUGUGCAGAAUUUGGGAAGGAUCUGGAGAGAGAACGAGCACUGCAACGAUUUCACGCAGCCAGAUGGGACGAACAGGAGGAUUUGAUGGUGUUUUUCCAGCAGCUGGACAGACAUCUAACGAUUGGGCUCCCCGAGUUAGAGGGCAACGCAAGAGAGCGCCUACUGAAA
Molecule: messenger RNA, 2097 nt
Organism: Dicrocoelium dendriticum
Lineage: Eukaryota; Metazoa; Platyhelminthes; Trematoda; Plagiorchiida; Dicrocoeliidae
Source: the annotation of a GenBank genome assembly